Molecule: messenger RNA, 5167 nt
Organism: Silurus meridionalis
Lineage: Eukaryota; Metazoa; Chordata; Actinopteri; Siluriformes; Siluridae
Gene: brsk2a
Product: BR serine/threonine kinase 2a
Exons: 20
Coding region: 364-3036 (890 amino acids)
Biological process (GO): microtubule cytoskeleton organization; intracellular signal transduction; protein phosphorylation
Cellular component (GO): cytoplasm
Molecular function (GO): ATP binding; tau-protein kinase activity; protein serine/threonine kinase activity
Source: RefSeq, a predicted model, not a curated record
AGCCGCGAGGAGGAGGCGAGAGCUCGGUCUCCUACACAAUGCUCCUCGGACCAUAAACACUGCGCUCACCUGCUGCUGCAACUGCCCCUGCUGCUGCCAGAGGGACCGGCCACCUACAUUCUGAGUUUAUUUUUCUUGCAAACAAACGAACAAAAAAACAAAAACUAUCCAUUAAAGUGGAAGCGAAGGAGAGAGAGAGAGAGAGAGAGAGAGAGCGCAGAGACAGUGAGUGACGGGAGGAGGCAUCCAGCGGAACCGGCAAUAGGACACCACCAUCAUUAUCAUCAACACCAUCCUUCUCUUGCUCCUCAGCUGAGACUAAAGAGGAUCACCCUGUCCUCUGUCUCUUUUUACAAGAAGAACAUGUCCUCGGCCGGGAAAGAAAACAGUGCCACCCAGCAUGCCAAUUAUGUGGGACCGUACCGCUUGGAAAAGACGCUGGGGAAAGGACAGACAGGCCUGGUGAAGCUGGGAAUACACUGUGUAACGUGUCAGAAAGUCGCUGUAAAGAUCGUCAACCGAGAGAAGCUUAGUGAAUCUGUCUUAAUGAAGGUGGAACGAGAAAUCGCUAUUCUCAAGCUAAUAGAACACCCACACGUCUUAAAGUUGCACGAUGUCUACGAAAACAAGAAAUAUUUGUAUUUGGUUCUAGAGCAUGUGUCUGGAGGAGAACUGUUUGACUACUUGGUGAAGAAGGGGAGAUUAACACCCAAAGAGGCACGCAAGUUCUUCAGACAGAUCAUCUCUGCUCUGGAUUUCUGCCACAGUCACUCCAUAUGCCACCGGGACCUGAAACCUGAGAACCUGCUGCUAGACGAGAAGAACAACAUCAGGAUAGCAGACUUUGGCAUGGCUUCCUUGCAGGUGGGAGACAGCCUCCUGGAAACUAGCUGUGGGUCACCUCACUACGCCUGUCCUGAAGUCAUCCGGGGGGAGAAAUAUGAUGGAAGGAAAGCAGAUGUAUGGAGCUGUGGGGUCAUCCUGUUUGCUCUGCUGGUGGGAGCUCUGCCAUUUGAUGACGACAAUUUACGAAACUUGUUAGAAAAAGUGAAGCUGGGAGUGUUUCACAUGCCGCACUUCAUUCCUCCAGACUGCCAGAACCUUCUGAGAGGAAUGAUCGAGGUUGACGCUAGCAAACGGCUUACGUUAGAACAGAUCCAGAAGCACACGUGGUACAUCGGGGGAAAGAACGAGCCAGAGCCCGAGCAGCCUGCGCCUAGGAAGGUGGCGAUCCGCAGCCUGCCCUCAGCCGACGACAUCGACCCAGACGUACUGGAGAGCAUGCACUCGCUCGGCUGCUUCCGAGACAAAAACAAGCUGAUGAAGGACCUGCUGUCAGACGAUGACAACCAGGAGAAGAUGAUCUAUUUCCUGUUGCUGGACCGGAAGGAAAGGUAUCCAAGCCAGGAAGACCAGAACCUACCUCCACGCAAUGAUAUAGACCCCCCACGGAAGCGAGUGGACUCCCCUAUGUUAAACCGGCAUGGGAAGAGGAGACCAGAGCGCAAGUCCAUGGAGGUUCUGAGUGUCACAGACGGAGGAUCCCCGGUGCCUGCACGAAGAGCCAUCGACAUGACACAGCAUGGACAGAGUAAAACAAUGUUCAGUAAAAGCUUGGAUAUCUCUGACGCCCCACUCAAGUGCAGCAAAGAGGAAAGGUCACGCUCUAUCAGUGGAGCAUCCUCAGGUCUCUCCACCAGUCCUCUUAGCAGUCCAAGGCCUCUUCGGAAGUUCUGUGUACCUCCUCAGGCAGUUGAAUUUUCCUUUCAAACCAGUCCUCCUGACUCACCUGACCAGCCCCAUAAAAACCAGGCUCACACAGCAAAAUUAAAUUCCCUUUCCCCACACUCAGUGUGUGGGCCACUCCUGCUGUGCCCAAAAACUCAAACACUACCUGCUAAGCGCAAAGUCUCAGAUAAGCCUUUACAUGCCACAAGGUCCGACCCAUUCCCAGAUUGUGAUAACCAAUCUGUUUCAACUGCUCACUCAGAGCCAUCUACUCCAUGCCAGCCUCAACCAUCACAUACCCCCAGCAGUCCCAUGCUAGGCCGGGCACCCCACACUAACCCCCUUAAACUUUCAGUGCCCUCGUCUCCAAUCCAACCCUUAGCCCCUAUCCGGCUACAUCACUUCCAUCCCAUACCUGGUUCUGACCUUAGUACCAAAUCUAUUCCCAUCAUCCAGGUGACCCCUCACCCCUCCCCCAGGGGCAGCCCUCUGCCCACUCCCAAAGGAACACCUGUCCACACGCCGAAGGAAAGCCCUGCAGGAACACCGACGCCCACACCACCUCCCAGCCCCUCCAUUGGGGGCAUGCCCUGGAGGACACGUCUCAACUCCAUCAGGAACAGCUUCCUGGGCUCUCCACGCUUCCAUCGCAGGAAACUACAAGUUCCCACCCAGGAUGAGAUGUCCACCCUCACACCAGAGUCUUCCCCAGAACUUGCCAAAAAGUCAUGGUUUGGUAACUUUAUCAACCUUGAGAAGGAGGAGCAGAUCUUCGUGGUGAUCAAGGACAAGCCUCUGAGCUCCAUUAAGGCGGACAUAGUGCAAGCCUUUCUGUCCAUCCCCAGUCUCAGUCACAGUGUAAUCUCCCAGACGAGUUUUCGGGCAGAGUACAAGUCUACAGCAGGUCCCACUGUCUUCCAGAAGCCUGUGAAGUUCCAGGUGGACAUCACAUACACAGAGAGCAGCACAGCCACGAAAGAAAAUGGCAUCUACUCUGUCACUUUUACCCUGCUCUCAGGUCCAAGUCGGCGUUUCAAGCGGGUGGUGGAGACGAUCCAGACGCAGCUGUUAAGCACACAUGACCAGCCAGGAGUCCAGCAGCUGGCUGGCAGCCCAUUGAGUAACUUCUUUGACGUAAUUAAACAACUUUUUUCAGACGAGAAGAACAACCAGGUGCUUCAUCCACCUGGCACGCCCAACAGACACCCACGGCACGAUCCCGAGCCUAGUCACUCGAAUUGCCUGGCAGGAAAUGCCAGGGACAAUGCCAGGAUGGUGGCUUCUGUUGGGACACAGGAGCAGCCCUAGAGACCUGUAGAAAUAAUACAGUCCUACUCACUGACAUACAAACGGUCAGCUGUGAUGCAAAUAAUCUUCUCCAAUAGACUUUUGAAUGGUUGACUGUAUAAAAUGAGCACAUGUAGACACACUCUUCCUCCAUACCAUUUCCUAGACCUGUCUCCAUUGUCAUCAUUUGUGACAGACUUUCAUCUUUUUCUUUUUCUUUCUUUUUUAAGUUUCUUUUGUGUCCACUUUUCCUCACCUGUGUGAUGACUUGUUUUUACUACCAGGAAUUAUCCAGAAAAGCUAUUAACACCCCGCUCCCCUGCUCCACCCACGUUCUAUGACGGAGGGCAUCGUUCAUAACGAUGAAAAACCAGACGCAUCAUCCUUCAUCCUCACCUUCUUUUACCUCUCUCCAAUGACUUUGUGAUCCUUGAGGGAAAACAUACUGACACACCAACACCAACAUCCAGCCCAAUGUCCACCUUCUCCUCAUGUGACCUUACACACUCCGACGUACAAGGAACUUUAUACGUCUUCAGCUUGCUGCACCCCCCACACACACACACACACACACACAAUUACAGACAUGCACAACUCUGGAAUGGACUCACAAAGAACAGUGUGAGAAAUAGAAAGGAAGAAGAUGUAUAGUUUGUCCCAUCGGGAUAAAACUCAUCACAGAUUGUAUUGUCAUUUUCAGUGUUGAUUUUAUUUCCAUUGAGUUGGUUUUGAUCUAAAAGCUCUGCUGCAAAAAGGACUUAUAAGCUUAUUUUAUGUUGGUGGGAAAGGGGGAUUAUUGGGGUCAUGCAAAGAGUAAUGGGCUGCUGGUUCAUGAACUUUUCCAAAUAAAUCAUUCCCAUUGUACAGACCAACAAUCUUCUUCUGUAUAACAAAAUGCCUAGAUGUUAUUACUACUGUUUAUUUACGUUGUAGAUUCUGACUGAAUUUUGUGCUGCCACACAGUAUUUAUAUAUACAUAUAUACAUAUUUUAUCUUGUUUUAUCAUUGCCUAAUUUAUGAAACAUUCGUUUCGAGUAGCUGCUGCACUGAAUCUAGAGUUCUGUUAUCAUUCAGCAUAUGAUUUAUGAUCUCAUUUCACGACUACCAGCAGUAGAAUUAAGGACAAAAGUGUUGAAUACAUUGUGAAUAUUUUUGUAUUUUUUCUGUAUUUAUUCAUCUGAAUGAUCCAUUGCGUAUGUGUAACACUAACUUAUGAAAACAGGGGGAGUCAAAAUAAUUGAAUGUUAUUUAUUUACAUCCUUGAAUGUUUGUACGUCCUGAUGCAACGCAGAUUUGUUUGUUUGACAAAAAAAAAAGAUUUUUCUCAUGUCUUGAUUUAAGAGAUUUACAUGUAAAUUAAUUAUAUAUUUCUUUUAUUUUUGUUUUGUUUUUCUAGCUUUGAAUGAUGAUACAAAUGUAGUAUAUGUUUAAAAAAAAAAAAGGAUAAUUUACCAGUUAAGAAUGUAGGCUAGCCUCUUUGGGGAGGGAAUGAGCAUCUUGAUAUUUGUCAGUUUCAUUGUGUGUGUGCAAUGGAUUAAGACAAAAAAAAAAAAAAAACCUCGCUCCUCUUGAGUCAGUUCUCUUGUAAAUAGACGGCUGUCACUUUCUCAUCUGAAGGAGGUGAUUGGUACCUGCUCUUUCUUCUUCGCUUUUAACUUGUAUUGCUGUGUGCAUGCCAGACAUCGGCUUUCCUUUGCAUGGCGCUAGUGUAAUUGUUAAAAACCCCUUUUCCUACCCCUUACUGCUUUCCUCUGUGUUACUUGAGAUAAAAAAGCAUUCCCGCCCUUCUUUUUCGCUGUUAAUCUAGCCGCUGUUUUGUGUCCUUUCUCUCUUUCAUGAGCCUUUAGUGCACUGAGUUUUGAAACGCUUCCUCUGGUCUGUAUCAUUUACUUCUGAGGAAAAAGAUAUAGCAUCAGUUUCAAAAAUCCUAGUUUACAGACAUGGGAAGAGUUUUUUGACAAAAACUAAAAUGAAGCAAUACCCUGUUGUUAAUCAACCUAUUUUAUACAGUAGACUUUAACUGAUCAUGUGACUUCAGACUAUAAACACAGAGCAGGAAUGAAAAUGAAGCUGUAAUAUAACUGUGAGCAACUUUAGAACAAGAGGGAAAAAACCUAAUGAAACAAUAAACUUAUUCACUUAUUUAGGAACA